AUGUUGAGCCUCGCGGCCAAGCUGUUGGCCUUCUUCUGGAGGACGGCGGACACCCCUAGGGAGGAAGCCGGGCGGCUGGAGCCCGAGCUCGCGGAAGGUGGCUCGCGGGAGGCGGCGGGGCGGCCGGGUGGGAGGCGGGUCCCGGGCCCUCGCGUGUCAGCCACGAGGGAGCCGCGCCCCGAGGUCUUUGAGUGCGGUGACACUAAGCUGAAAACUGUACGGGGUGUCGUGACAAGGUACUGCAGCGAUUAUGGCAUGAUUGAUGAUUUGAUCUACUUCUCCAGUGAUACUGCGACUAGCAAAGUACUUCUGAAUGUUGAACAGGAAGUGAUUGCAGUUGUGGAAUUAAAUAAAGUGUCCAAUGGACUGAAAGCAAUCAGGGUAGAAGCUGUCUCUGAUAAAUGGGAAGACGACAGCAGAAACCAAAGCAGUCCCUCAAACUGCAGCCCCCGAGUGUUGAUUGGCUGUGUGACUUCUCUGGUGGAGGGCGCAGGCUAUCAGACCACCUACUUCUCUCUGGAGAGUGUGUGCGAAGGCUUUGAGCCCUGCAAGGGAGACUGGGUAGAGGCUGAGUACUGGAUCCGGCCCGGCACAUGGAGCAGCAAAGCCACCUCAGUGAAGCCGCUGAGAUACAAGCGCGUGGACAAGGUCUGCAUCUCUAGCCUCUGUGGAAGGAACGGGGUGAUAGAGGAAAGCAUCUUCUUCACCUUGGACUCCUUGAAACUGCCAGACGGGUACACACCCCGGAGAGGUGACAUGGUCAAUGCAGUGGUGGUGGAGAGCAGCCAGUCGUGCUAUGUCUGGAGGGCGCUCUGUAUGACCCUAGUGAAGAGGCGAGACAACCGCCCCCUUCAUGAGGCCACUCAGUUCUAUGGAACCAUUUUGUUGAAGCAACAAGGUGAUAUUGAAGUUACAGGAACACAUUUUGGAACCCUAGAAGGAGAAAGAAAAACCAUAGUAGUCUGGAUAGAGAAUAAAGGAGACAUUCCUCAAAACUUAGUCAGCUGUAAACUGGCUGGCUGGGAUCAAUCUAAACAAUUCAGAUUUCAAAUGCUGAAUAAAGACCAGACGUGCCCCAUGGUCUUUGUUUCUGUUCCUGAAAAGGAGAAUUCAUCAGAUGAAAAUGUUAGUUCAUUAAAUAGCCACACAAAAAACACAGUCUCUCAGAUGUCAGAGAACGGUUUGGUGAACAACAGAAGAAUCUCUCCAGGUGAUUAUACCUGUAAAGGAGAAAAUGGAGAAAAAGACAACAUUCUCUCAAGGAAGCAGAUGACAGAGCCCGAGCCUGGGGGGCUUGUCCCUCCAGGGGGAAAAACCUUCAUUGUGGUCAUAUGUGAUGGAAAAAAUCCUGGCCGCUGCAAGGAGCUCCUUUUGCUUUGUUUUUCCAAUUUCCUGAUUGGGUGAUAUCUUGAAGUAAAUGUUAUCAGUGGGGAGGAGUUACUAAUUGCUGUGCGUGAACCAUUUUCUUGGAAAAAGCUUAAAAGUUCACAAGCAUUAACAUCUGCAAAAACUACAGUUGUUGUGACCACACAGAAAAGAUACCCUAAGAACUCAAUACAACAACUUCCAAGUUUUCUUCCACAAUAUCCAAUCCCAGAUAGACUUAGAAAAUGUGUGGAACAAAAAAUUGACAUCCUGACUUUCCAGCCAUUACUUGCAGAGCUUCUGAGCAUGUCAAAUUACAAGGAGAAGUUUUCGACUUUGCUGUGGCUUGAGGAGAUUUAUGCAGAAAUGGAACUGAAAGAGUAUAACAUGAGCGGGAUCGUCUUAAGAAGGAAUGGGGAUCUGCUGGUUCUGGAGGUCCCAGGGCUGGCCGAAGGGAGACCUUCUCUGUACACAGGUGAUAAACUGAUUUUAAAAACUCAAGAGUACAAUGGACAUGCCAUCGAAUACAUCAGCUACGUGACUGAGAUUCAUGAAGAAGAUGUAAUUCUUAAAAUUAAUCCAGAAUUUGAACAAGUCUAUAACUUUGAACCUAUGGAUGUGGAAUUCACAUAUAAUAGGACUACAAGCAGACGGUGUCACUUUGCACUUGAGCAAGUCAUCCACUUAGGUGUAAAAGUGUUGUUUCCAGAAGAAAUUAUUUUACAGUCUCCCCAAGUGACAGGAAAUUGGAACCAUGAACAAGACGCCAAAAGCAAUGGACAGUCCACCAGCAAAAAGAAUAGGAAAACGAUGACGGACCAAGCUGAACAUGGAACAAAAGAGAGAAGUGUUGGUGACAAGGACCUGCCGGCGCUGACGCCCUUUACUGCAGAGAUGAGUGAUUGGGUAGAUGAAAUUCAGACCCCUAAAGCAAGAAAGAUGGAGUUUUUCAAUCCAGUGCUAAAUGAAAAUCAGAAGUUAGCAGUUAAAAGGAUUCUGAGUGGCGACUGCCGUCCCCUCCCGUAUAUUCUCUUUGGACCUCCUGGGACUGGAAAAACAGUGACAAUAAUAGAGGCUGUUUUACAGGUACACUUUGCCUUGCCAGACAGUCGGAUUUUAGUCUGUGCACCCUCCAACAGCGCCGCUGACCUCGUGUGUCUGCGGCUGCACGAGAGCAAGGUGCUACGGCCAGCCUCCAUGGUCCGGGUGAACGCCACCUGCAGGUUUGAGGAGAUAGUCAUCGAUGCCGUCAAACCGUAUUGCAGAGACGGAGAAGACAUCUGGAAAGCCGCACGCUUCCGGAUAAUCGUCACCACUUGCAGCAGCUCAGGGCUGUUUUACCAAAUAGGAGUGAGAGUUGGACACUUCACUCACGUGUUUGUGGACGAGGCUGGGCAGGCAAGUGAGCCGGAAUGCCUCAUUCCUCUGGGGCUGAUGUCAGACGUCAGUGGUCAGAUUGUGCUGGCAGGAGACCCCAUGCAGCUUGGCCCAGUCAUUAAGUCCAGACUCGCCAUGGCCUAUGGGCUGAACGUGUCCUUGUUGGAACGGCUGAUGUCUCGACCUGCGUACCAGAGGGACGAAAAUGCUUUCGGUGCUUGUGGCGCACAUAACCCCCUGUUGGUCACAAAGCUGGUGAAGAACUACCGGUCCCACGAGGCCCUGCUGACCCUGCCCUCACGGCUCUUCUACCACAGGGAACUCGAGGUCUGUGCAGACCCUACAGUGGUGACCUCUUUGCUGGGCUGGGAGAAGUUGCCUAAGAAAGGCUUCCCUCUCAUCUUCCAUGGUGUGCGGGGCAGCGAGGCACGGGAGGGAAAAAGCCCAUCGUGGUUCAACCCGGCCGAGGCCGUCCAGGUCCUGCGCUACUGCUGCCUCCUGGCCCAGAGUAUCUCCAGUCAGGUGUCUGCCAGCGACAUUGGCGUCAUCACGCCCUACCGGAAGCAGGUGGAGAAAAUCAGAAUUCUUUUGCGUAAUGUUGAUCUGAUGGAUAUAAAGGUUGGAUCAGUAGAGGAGUUUCAAGGACAAGAGUAUCUGGUCAUCAUCAUUUCGACCGACCCCUGUUUUGGUGCUUUGCUGGAAUACAGUGUUACAAAUGGUGUUUACAUGGGAUGCGAUUUACCUCCUGAACUGCAGUCUCUGCAAAACUGUGACGAGGGGGUGGCAGACCCCUCCUACCCAGUGGUGCCAGAAUCCACAGGACCAGAGAAGCAUCAGGAGCCCAACUGAUCUGCACUGGCUGACAGCAGGGAAACCAUGUGUUCGGCCUGGCCACAUUGCCGUUUCCAUCUGCUCCGUGGCUCCUGUGGCCUGCCCUUGUCUCACAGCCAGGCAGGGCCAUGUGUGGGUGUGGGGCUGCCAGGUUGAACCCAGCUACUGCUGCCCUGACUUUGGCAUAUGCCAGCCUAUUCCUGCCACGGGGCAGUCACUGCCGCCCACCCUGAAAUAAACCCUCGAGUGACCCCCA
Molecule: messenger RNA, 3829 nt
Organism: Rhinopithecus roxellana (golden snub-nosed monkey)
Lineage: Eukaryota; Metazoa; Chordata; Mammalia; Primates; Cercopithecidae
Gene: MOV10L1
Product: Mov10 like RISC complex RNA helicase 1
Molecular function (GO): helicase activity
Source: RefSeq, a predicted model, not a curated record